Molecule: messenger RNA, 2688 nt
Organism: Schizophyllum commune H4-8
Lineage: Eukaryota; Fungi; Basidiomycota; Agaricomycetes; Agaricales; Schizophyllaceae
Product: WD40 repeat-like protein
Exons: 6
Coding region: 1-2688 (895 amino acids)
Biological process (GO): endonucleolytic cleavage to generate mature 5'-end of SSU-rRNA from (SSU-rRNA, 5.8S rRNA, LSU-rRNA); endonucleolytic cleavage in 5'-ETS of tricistronic rRNA transcript (SSU-rRNA, 5.8S rRNA, LSU-rRNA)
Cellular component (GO): 90S preribosome; small-subunit processome; nucleolus
Molecular function (GO): U3 snoRNA binding; protein binding
Source: RefSeq, a predicted model, not a curated record
AUGGCGCCUCCAAACACGCGAAACAAGCUGAAGACGUCGUUUAAAAAGGCACGCGUUGUGGGACCCAUAUACACGGGCGGACCAGUCGCGAUCACCCAGGACGCAGCGAGAAUCAUCACUACCCUCUCCGACGAGGUCCUGCUAACAGAGGUGGUCUCUGGAGAAGAGAUAUUUCGGUACCCUGGGGAUACCGAGGAUGUCACCUCCCUGGCGCUCACACCAUCCGGCGCCCAACUGGCUGUGUUCUCCUCAUCGCUCUCCCUACGUAUAUUCGACGUGCCAAAGAACGGACAGACCCCUUCAACACAGCCGACACGAGUCGUUUCUCGCGCACAUGACGCCCCAGUGCACGUCUGCACCGUCGACCCCACCUCCAGCUACCUAGCAUCCGGCUCUGCAGAUGGCGUUGUCAAAGUCUGGGACCUCGCCCGCGGCUUCAUCACCCAUGUCUUCAAGGGCCACGGUGGUGUAGUCAGUGCUCUGAAGUUCAGCCUCUCGCCGACGACUAGCAUGCAGCUCUUCACCGCCUCCCUUGACACUCGCAUACGGGUCUUCGACCUCGCGAAGCACGCUGCAAAAACUGGCGGUGUCGUAAAGCCAGACAUCCUUCUCGAAGGCCACGUCUCUGUUCCGCGCGGUCUGGACGUAUCACCUGACGGCAGGUGGCUGGUCAGUGGAGGCCGCGACUCGGUGGUCUUGGUGUGGGAUCUGGCGGAUGCGCUCAAGAACCUGUCGGCCAGACCAAAAUCAGGGAAAGGCAAAGCCAAAGAGAGCUCCGUCAAUACGACGCCCUACAAGACGAUUCCGAUUCUCGAGUCGGUCGAGGCGUGUGGGCUCGUCCAAACCGACAACGGGGCAUCAUCAUCGUCGAAUGGGGGUCUUGUGUUCUAUACUGCCGGCGCGAGCGGCGCCGUAAAAGUAUGGGACUGCAACUCCGGCAAGGUCCUCUACAGCCUAGGCGAGGGGUAUGCUACCAUCUCAGACGACGAGGAAGAGAGGCAGCAGAUUACGCAGGCAUUAUAUGUGCCCUCUCAAUCUACCAUCAUCUCAGUGCACGCAGACCAGAACAUCCGUUUCCACUCGCUCUCUUCUCGCACCCUCACCCGGCAGUUGAUCGGCUUUAACGACGAGAUCGUCGAUGCAACUUUCCUCUCGCCGCGCCCUGCCUCUCGCGAUACGCACGUCGCCUUGGCCACCAACUCAUCUCUCAUUCGACUAUACUCCACCUCCACCUUCGACGCGCGCCUACUCGAGGGUCACGCCGACAUCGUGCUGUGCCUUGACCACAGCGCCGACUACCGGAUCCUAGUCAGCGGCAGCAAAGACCGCUCCGCCCGAAUAUGGGCACCAGUAGGCGACGGCGACGACGUCCAAUAUCGCUGCGUCGGCCUCUGCGAAGGUCACGCAGAAAGCGUCGGUGCCAUCGCCAUGUCGCGGAGCAAGGAGCCCGGCGCAGAGCUCUUCCUCUUUACCGGCAGCCAGGACCGCACGAUCAAGAUGUGGGAUCUCCAGAACGUGCUUUCAAACACCGGAGACGGGCCCGUCAAGUGCAGAAGUCUCGUCACCCUGAAAGCGCACGACAAGGACAUCAAUUCCCUCGACGUCGCGCCCAAUAACCGACUCUUGGUCUCCGGCUCGCAGGACCGUACCGCGAAGGUGUGGCAUAUCGACUCGCAUGGCGAGCUGCGGUUAGCGGGGACCUGCAAGGGGCACAAGCGCGGCGUGUGGAGCGUGCGCUUUGGGAGGGAGGAGCGCGUGUUGGCGACGGGCAGCGGCGACAAGACGGUGAAGCUGUGGAAUCUGGACGAUUAUUCGUGCGUGAAGACCUUCGAGGGGCAUACAAACUCGGUUUUGCGCGUCGACUUCAUCAAUGCGGGGAUGCAGAUGAUUAGCUCUGCGUCCGAUGGUUUGGUGAAGGUGUGGAAUGUGCGGGAGGAGGAGUGCAUGACGACGCUCGACAAUCACGAAGAUAAAGUUUGGGCUUUGGCAACGAGCUCUGACGAGCGCAUGAUCUUGUCGGGCGCCGCGGAUUCGGUCGUGACGUUCUGGGAAGACAACACAUUAGAGGCGCAGAAGGAAGAGGAAGACAAGCGUUCGGGGAUGGUAGAGCAGGAACAAGCCUUCAUGAACUACCUAUCCCUCCACGACUACCGGAAGGCCAUCCAGAUCUGCAUCUCCCUCUCGCAGCCCGGCCGCCUGCUCUCCCUGUUCAAGACCGUCGGCGCCUCCGCCGAAGACCGCAGGUCCUCCAUCACCGGCUCCACCUCCGUCGACGAAGUCCUGCGCACCCUCGAGGGCGCCGAACUGUGCAAGCUCCUGCGCUUCGUGCGCGACUGGAACGCGAACGCCAAGGUGAGCGCGGUCGCCCAGCGCGUGCUGUACGCGAUCGUCAAGUUGCGCUCCGCGGACGAGGUCAUGGCGGCGUUCACCCAGGAGCAGGGGGAGGCGGCGUUGGCGAGCAGCGACCUACAUCUGAGCAGUGGUGCUGGGAGCACGGCGCUGAGGGAGGUCAUCGAAGCGCUUGUGCCCUAUACGGAACGACAUCUGGCGAGGAUGGGGCGGCUGGUGCAGGAUAGCUACAUGAUCGACUACAUCUUGGGGGAGAUGGACGAUGGGAUGUUCGGUGUGGACGCCGAUGGUGAUGCGAUGCCGAUCGACUCGCCUAUGGCAGUUGCGGCGUCAGCAUAG